Molecule: messenger RNA, 6702 nt
Organism: Mus musculus (house mouse)
Lineage: Eukaryota; Metazoa; Chordata; Mammalia; Rodentia; Muridae
Gene: Cemip2
Product: cell migration inducing hyaluronidase 2
Exons: 25
Coding region: 542-4693 (1383 amino acids)
Cellular component (GO): membrane; plasma membrane
Molecular function (GO): hyalurononglucosaminidase activity; calcium ion binding
Source: RefSeq, marked validated
CACUCUCGGCCCAGCCGAGCCGGCGCUUGUGUGGCCGGAGGCUGAUUAGAGGGACCCUAGCGAGCCGCGGCGCCCGCCGAACCGGGGACCUGCGCGGCUCGGGAACGCGCCCUGCCUGCCGCUAUUGUCUCGGAGCCGCACAGGCUCGCGCCGCCCGGACGGCGAUUCCCCUCCUCUUCCUCCGGGAGGGAAGGAUCCAAGAGCGCCAAGCCGGGCUGGCUGGAGGAGGUGGCCGCGAAGGCGGAGGGAGGAGCGUUACUCCCCGGCCCCGACUGCUUCUCCUCCGGCGUAGGUUGCCGCUGAAUUCAGAGCGGCAGCGGGACGCGGGUUCCUGGCCAUGGAGAGGAGAUCUGCACGCGGGGACUCCAGGAGCUCUGCUCCCGCUCCUGCUCCUCUGGCCAUCGCGUAGACACCUGAGUAGACCGACGCCAGGAGGGGGAGGGGAAGAACGGAAAGUUAAGGUUAGACGAGAACUCUGAGCCGUCACCUGUUCUCUGUCAGCCUGUGGAUGAGAGUAAGCUGAGGCGUGUGACAGGGUAUCAUGUAUGCCGCUGGUUCCAGGGGCCACUCCCCUGCUUUCCUGCAACCUCAAAACGGAAACGGCCACCGCUCACCUGGUUAUGUUCCCGGGAAGGUGGUUCCCUUACGUCCCGCGCCUCCUCCAAAGAACCACGCCUCCGCCAAACUGACCUCCAGGAGCCAAGACGCCCCAGCGACCUUUGCUUUCUCCCCCGAGGAGCAGCGGACUCCGAGCGAGAGCCGAAAGCGGAAGAGGCACAAGAACACCUUCAUCUGCUUCGCCAUAACCAGCUUCUCGUUCUUUGUGGCGCUUGCGGUCAUUUUGGGAAUAUCCUCAAAAUACGCUCCAGAUGAGAAUUGUCCAGAUCAAAACCCUCGUCUCAGGAACUGGGAUCCAGGACAAGAUUCUGCGAAGCACAUUGUUAUCAAGGAGGGGGAUUUGUUCCGCCUGACCUCAGAUGCAACAGUGGACUCUAUAGUCAUUCAGGAUGGAGGACUGCUUGUGUUUGGGGAUGAUAAAGAUGGAUCCAAGAAUAUAACUUUGAGGACUCGAUACAUCCUGAUCCAGGAUGGUGGGGCGCUUCAUAUUGGAGCAGAAAAAUGCCGCUAUAGAUCCAAAGCGACAAUUACCUUGUAUGGCAAGUCAGAUGAACGUGAAAGUAUGCCAAUAUUUGGCAAGAAGUUUAUUGGCGUGGAGGCUGGCGGGACACUGGAGUUACACGGGGCACAGAGGACAUCAUGGACGAUGCUGGCGAGGACUCUGCAUUCUUCAGGCUUGCCCUUUGGGUCUUAUGCCUUCGAGAAGGACUUUUCCCGGGGCCUUAAUGUGAGGGUCAUUGAUCAAGACACAGCCAGAGUUUUAGAAAACGAGAAGUUCGAUACCCACGAGUACCACAAUGAGAGCAGGAGGCUGCAGGAGUUUUUGAGAGCUCAGGAGCCCGGCCGGAUUGUGGCUAUUGCUGUUGGAGACUCAGCAGUCAAGAGCCUGUUACAGGGAACAAUCCAGAUGAUCCAGGAUCGGUUGGGGAGUAAACUGAUCCAAGGUCUGGGCUACAGGCAAGCUUGGGCCUUAGUUGGUGUCAUCGAUGGUGGAAGUUCUUCCUGCAAUGAAUCUGUGAGAAACUAUGAAAACCAUAGCACUGGGGGGAAGGCCCUGGCUCAAGGAGAAUUCUACACCCUGGACGGUCAGAAGUUCUCUGUGACAGCCUACAGUGAAUGGAGUCAAGGAAUCUCCCUCUCAGGCUUCCGGGUGGACAUUGCGGAUGGAGUGAAGCUUCACCUGUUGGACGACGUCAGCACUUGGGAAGCUGGAGACCGAAUUGUGGUGGCCAGCACCGACUAUUCCAUGUACCAAGCAGAGGAGCUAACUCUUCUCCGCUGCCCCGAGUGCAGCCGUUCUCAGGUCAAAGUCAAAGAGAUCCCCCAGUACCUGCACGUCGGUGAGAUCAUAGACGGGAUAGACAUGAGAGCUGAGGUUGGACUUCUCACCCGCAACAUUGUGAUCCAAGGAGAGAUGGAGGAUUCAUGCUAUGCAGAAAAUCACUGCCAGUUCUUCGAUUAUGACACCUUUGGGGGACACGUCAUGAUAGAGAAGAAUUUUACUUCAGUCCAUCUUUCUUAUGUGGAAUUGAAACACAUGGGCCAGCAGCAUAUGGGCCGGUAUCCUGUGCAUUUUCACCUGUGUGGAGAUGUAGAUUCUAAAGGAGGGUACAGCCAGCCAGCGUCUGUGGAUGGCCUGUCUGUUCAUCACAGCUUUUCAAGGUGCAUCACCGUGCACGGGACCAGUGGCUUGCUAAUCAAAGACACCAUUGGCUUCGACACACUAGGUCAUUGCUUCUUUUUGGAAGAUGGUGUUGAACAGCGAAAUAUUUUGUAUCAUAACUUGGGGCUUCUUACCAAGCCGGGCACUCUCCUCCCAACGGACAGGAACAGCUCCAUGUGCACCGUCAUGCGUGAUGGAGUGUUUGGAAACUACGUCCCUGUGCCUACCACAGACUGCAUGGCUGUUUCAACUUUCUGGAUUGCCCACCCCAACAACCACCUGAUCAAUAACGCAGCUGCAGGCUCACAGGAUGCUGGAAUAUGGUAUUUAUUCCACAAGGAACCAACUGGGGAGUCCAGUGGGCUGCAGCUCCUGGAGAAGCCAGAACUCACUCCGCUGGGGAUAUUUUAUAACAACAGGGUUCAUUCAAAUUUUAAGGCUGGUUUAUUUGUGGACAAAGGUGUCAAAACGACCAACGCCAGUGCAUCUGACCCAAGGGAGUACCUCUGCCUGGAUAACAGUGCAAGGUUUCGGCCCCAUCAGGAUGCAGACCCUGAGAAGCCACGCGUUGCAGCCAUCAUCGACAGGCUCAUUGCUUUUAAGAACAAUGACAACGGAGCCUGGGUCAGAGGAGGAGAUAUUAUUGUUCAGAAUUCAGCAUUUGCAGAUAACGGAAAGGGGCUGACCUUUGCCAGUGAUGGGAGCUUCCCAAGCGAUGAAGGGUCCAGUCAGGAGGUGACAGAGUCCCUCUUUGUCGGGGAGAGUAGGAAUUACGGCUUUCAAGGUGGCCAAAACAAGUACAUGGGCACAGGGGGAAUCGAUCAGAAGCCUCGGACGCUACCCAGGAACAGGACAUUCCCAAUCCGAGGCUUUCAGAUUUACGAUGGGCCUAUUCAUCUCACAAAGAGUACUUUCAAAAAGUAUGUGCCAACUCCAGACAGGUACAGCAGUGCAAUUGGCUUCCUCAUGAAGAAUUCCUGGCAGACAACACCCAGGAAUAACGUUUCCCUUGUGAAGUUUGGUCCACAGGUCUCUCUGAACGUCUUCUUUGGAAAGCCUGGCCCCUGGUUUGAGGAUUGUGAGCUGGACGGCGAUAAGAACUCCAUCUUCCAUGACAUUGAUGGCUCUGUGACAGGAUACAAGGACACCUAUGUGGGAAGGAUGGACAACUACCUGAUCCGCCAUCCAAACUGUGUCAAUGUUACUAAGUGGAAUGCAGUGAUCUGUAGCGGGACCUACGCCCAGGUGUAUGUUCAGACCUGGAACACUCCGAAUCUUAGCAUGAUCAUCACACGGGAUGAAUACCCAUCCCACCCAAUGGUGCUUCGGGGUAUCAACCAGAGGGCCAUCUCUCCACAGUACCAGCCUGUUGUCAUGCUGGAGAAGGGCUACACCAUCCACUGGAAUGGUCCAGCGCCACGAACCACUUUCUUGUACCUCGUGAACUUCAACAAGGAUGACUGGAUCCGGGUUGGCCUCUGUUACCCAGCCAACACGAGCUUUCAGGUUACCGUUGGCUUUCUGCAGCGGCAGAACGGCUCAUUAUCUAGAAUUGAGGACUAUGAGCCUGCGCGGUCGAUGGAGGAACUGCAGAAGAAGCCGUCUGAGAGAAAAUUCUAUUUUGACUCUGGCACAGGGUUAUUGUUUCUGUAUCUCAGAGCCCACAGCCACAGAGAUGGCCACAGUUACUGUUCAUCUCAGGGAUGUGAAAGAGUCAAGAUUCAGGCAGCAACAGACUCCAAAGAUAUCAGUAACUGCAUGGCCAAAGCGUACCCGCAGUAUUACAAGAAGCCCUCGGCGGUCAAGCGCAUGCCGGCCAUGCUCACGGGGCUCUGUCAAGGCUGUGGAACCCACCAGAUGGUGUUUACCAGUGACCCUCACAAAAGCUACCUCCCUGUACGAUUCCAGUCACCUGGGAAAGCAGAAAUUCAGCGAGGAGAUCCAUCCAUUAUUUCCGUCAAUGGUACUGACUUUACCUUCCGGAGUGCGGGUGCCCUCCUCCUCAUUGUGGAUGCCUGCAGUGUGCCCUUCCGGGUGAAGGAAAAGCGGAUGUUCCUUUCUGCAGACGUCAGUCACAUGGAAGAAUAUUUCAAGGCUAGCAUCCCCCCAAGGUCAAUCGUUCUGUUGAGCACAAGAGGAGAAAUUAAGCAGCUGAAUAUCUCGGAUUCAUUAGCAGUUCUGGGACUGGCCAAGCCAGCACAUCUGUACAGCAAAGGUAGUGUCGUAUUUUUGGGAUUCAGCGGAAACUUCGCACCGUCAUGGACGAAGCUGUUCACCAGUCCCGAUGAGCAGGGCCUCGGAGUGCUUGAGCAGUUUCUCCCGUUGCAGAUGGAGGAAUAUGGGUGCUCCCGGACCGGCAGUGUCCACAGAAGAGACCUUGACCUGUUACAGCAGGCUUUGAAAGUGCUUUAGAGACUUGGUUGUAAUUUAAGUGCUGGGAAAGAAAAAAAAAAUGUGAACUAACUUAUUUAAUUUAUGGCAUUUUAAGACAACACUGUUAACCCGAUGGAACCAUUUUCCUGUUUGAUAGAAAAGGGAGAGAAGGAAUCCAAGCAGUUACCUGAGUGUCAGCUUGCAGGCCUUGGCACUGUGCAGGUGGUAGAGCCCUUUUGUCUUCCUGAGGCUGCUGCGUUCAGAGAGCAGUUGGUCUCGUGGCCCUUGCUUUGACAAGCACAUCGGGGGUGCUUUGCUUUUUGUAUAGUGGGGUGCAGGGAGUCCAAGGGCUCCUUGAACUUGCUCCUUCGAGGACUGGCUGCUCUAGCAUUUCAGAUACUUGAAGUCCAAUGCUCAGUCCUGCGCUAACUCCAGUCGCUGCCCUGUUCAGUGAUGUCUGGGGCUCAUUUCUGUACAGCCCACGAGGGUUUUAUGUGAUGCUAGAUAUGGUUUUAAGUGGCAACUCAGGCCCAGCACAUGUCCUUUUUGCCUGGUCAUGUGCUCUUUUUAUUCACUUGUAUACUGAUUACUUUUGAGGGUUCACCUUUCAAAGAGGGAACCUUAUUGGGACAAAAGGGCUUUUGAAAUUUUUUAGAUCUGUAACCAUUGAGGAAAAAAAAAGAAAGAAAGAAACAACAACAUAAACCUAUUACUUGCAUCCAGGUGGAACUUUUUCUGCAGCUUUAAUCCUUAACCUGUCUUGACCUUUAAAACGCAGAGCGGAACUGAAUUAAUUUUCUUUAAAAGCAGCAAGCCACUUCCUAAACUGUAAAACUCUUGUCAUUUGAACUUGCAAAAGAAAGCCAGGUGUGGUGGUGCACGCCUUUGAUCACAGCACUCCAGGAGCAGGUGGAUCUCUGAGAGUUUGAGGCUAGCCUGGUCUACGUAGUGAUCCAGGACAGCCAGGGCUACGUAGAGAAACCCUGUCUCAAAAGAAACAAAACAAAACAAAACAAAACAAAAUCACUCUGUCAACAAAAGCUAACUUGCAAAAGGGAAACCUGUCCUUGGUUUUGGUCUUGUACCUGUGCUUUGUUGUCUUGUUGUGUGGAUUUUUUUUUUUUCCAAGCGGCUCUGCUCAUUGUCCUACCAGAAAAUCCCAGAGAGUUUCCCGCUUGCUCCUCCAUAAAUAUUGUAUUCAAGGAAAGAAAGGAGAUGCCUUCUUAGGGUGGAAUCAUGGAGGCAAUGGACAUGAUCUUCUUUGUAGCCUUUAAAAGAGGGAGUCUCUUAGUGAAUGUAGCUUUCAAAGACAAGAAGAAAGGACUCUGGGUCUCCCAGUGCUGCUUCUACUGGCCCUUUCUUCAGCCAGUGGGGACACAUGUGGCAAAGGAUGCUGGCUCUGCAGCCAAGAGGGAAGAUGGCAUCAGAAUGCUGCUGUGCUGCCCAAAGGCGGGUGGCUGAAUAGCCAGGCUGACGGUAGCAAUUGAGUGCAGAAAAGUUCAUCUUCCUCCGUGGAGGGCCGAGGCUGAUGCCUGUAUGUUGUGUCCAGGAGACAUUCUAGGACAGCUCUGUGACUUGUGUAACUUUACAGAACAUGCUACCUCAAAGUGCUGUGACAAACCAUUUGGACUGUAGUGCUCACAGGAUGGGCACGUGUCUUAAUCAAAGUUUGGUUACUUGUUUAUCCGGGUUUUUUGGAUGUGGGGUUUUUUGUUUGUAUUUUUUUUUCUUUUUCUUUCAUUCUUUUUUUUUUUCUUUUUUUUUUGUACAGUGAGAUCUUACCUAUUAAAUAUAUUUAGUGGGUCAUGGUUCCUGAAGGUGAGUGAAUUGAUUGUGUGUGCAGAUGUGUGUGUGUUAUGACUUAAAUAUAUUUGUUUUGUGCUGUUUUAGAGUUCCUUUUUUAUAUAUAUUUGGAGAAAGUAUGCAAGUUUCAAGGCACUCAGUGUUUCUGAUUUUUAUGUACUAAUAAUUAGGGCCUAAGUUAAAUAAAUAAAAACGUGUGUGCAUGUAUUUUAUGUAUGUGUAUUUGUGAAUCUCUGUAAUUGCUG